GUGAGCUGUGAUUGGUCACAGCUUGUCACAUGGUACAAGGCUGUUGUGAAUAGCCUUGUACCAUGUCAACUUUGUGAUCAUUCACAGAUUUCACAUGUAGUAAGCAAUUAUGUCACAAGUGACAUCUUGCUUACUACUUUGCAUGAGAUCACUGAUUGGCCUAUCAUUUGUAUGUUCUCCCUGUGCCUGUGUGGGUUUCCUCCGACACUCCAAAGACAUGCUGGUAGGUUAAAUGGAUCCUGUCUAAGGCUGGCCAUACACUAUACAAUUUUCUGCCCAAUUUCCUUUAGAUUUACCUUGAACUAUGUAGUGCAAGAGCCUGCCUAA
Staurois parvus is the source of this 327-nucleotide messenger RNA. NCBI's taxonomy places the organism in Eukaryota, Metazoa, Chordata, Amphibia, Anura, Ranidae. The record is from the annotation of a GenBank genome assembly.